GUUGAGUAAAAUAGUAUUAAAUCCCAAAGAAAUAGAUGUAAUUGAGGGAGUUUCUUUUUCUUUUGUUAUUUCAUUUCAUUUUUUCUUUUUCACGUGGCGUUGCGACGUCGAAUUUCACCUAUGUUCACAUAAUAAAUUACCAAAGACCACCGAAAGGAAGACUGCAAAUUUUUAGCGCCCCCUUUCGUCUUUCCCUUUCCAACUAAGAUUCGUUUCACUUCUACGCCUUUGUUUUGAUGGCCGACAACAUUCCGACAGUUGCACCCCCCGCCGAUCGCCAACCAUCUAGCACCCAGGAAGAAGAUCCCCCACCCCCGCUCACUCCUGUAGAAUCUGUGCUGGCGGUGGCUAAUUCUCCUGCUCUACCCGAAAAAGAGUCGAUUCCACCAACAGACGUUGUUGUCGAGCCUGUAUCGUGUGCAGCUGCUGAAAAGGAACUGGUUUCAUUGUCUCCUCCGACAGCAGUGGUGGAGAAAGAAGAGCCACUGCAGCCACCAGCUCGAUCUACCGAACGUGACUUUGAGGUAGAGGCAAAACCUUCCGAUGCAGGAAAGGACGUCCUUGGUGUUGAAUCUUCUACUAAAUCCAAUACAAUUGAAGAGCAGAAGAUUCCUCAGACUUUGGUUUCUUUCAAGGAGGAAAGUAACAAAGUGGCUGAUCUUGCAGAUUCCGAGAGGAAAGCCCUUCAGGAACUGCGGCAACUUGUCGAAGAAAAUUCCGUAGUUAAGGAAAAUCGUGCACAGGAAGUCCUGGAGGCAGCUCAAACUGAGAAGAAGCUGUCAAUUUGGGGGGUUCCUCUUUUUGAAGAUGACCGGACGGAUGUGAUCCUCCUGAAGUUUUUAAGGGCGAGGGAGUUCAAAGUGAGGGAUGCUUUCCUUAUGUUUCAAAACACAAUUAGGUGGAGGGAGGAGUUUGGCAUCGAUUCACUUGUCGACGAGAACCUGGGGGAUGAUCUGGAGAAGGUGGUGUAUAUGCAUGGAUACAGCAGGGAGGGUCAUCCAGUGUGUUACAAUGUCUUCGGAGAGUUCCAGAACAAGGAUUUAUAUACAAAAACAUUCUCCGACCAGGAAAAACGGACCAAGUUCUUACGUUGGAGGAUUCAGUUCUUAGAAAGGAGUAUUAGGAAACUCGAUUUUCAUCCUGGAGGUAUUUCUACUUUAUUUCAGGUUAAUGACCUCAAAAACUCCCCUGGUCCUGGCAAGCGAGAGCUUCGAUUGGCCACUAAACAGGCUCUUCAGGUGCUUCAAGACAAUUAUCCUGAAUUCGUAGCCAAACAGGUAUUUAUCAACGUUCCUUGGUGGUAUCUUGCAUUCUAUACGAUGAUCAGCCCGUUUCUAACCCAGAGGACCAAAAGCAAGUUUAUCUUCGUAGGGCCUACGAAAUCUGCCGAGACCCUUUUCAGAUACAUUUCUCCCGAACAAGUUCCAAUCGAGUAUGGUGGCUUGAGCGUUGACUAUUGUGAUUGCAACCCAGAUUUCGAUGCUUCUGAUCAAGCAACGGAAGUCUCAAUAAAACCUUCAACUAAGCAAACUGUUGAAAUUAUAAUUUAUGAGAAGUGCAUUAUUGCUUGGGAGCUACGUGUUGUGGGAUGGGAGGUGAGCUACAGUGCUGAAUUUGUGCCUAAUACCGAAGAAGCAUACGCUGUGAUAAUACAAAAGGCAAGAAAAAUGGCUGCAACUGAUGAACCAGUAAUCUCUCAAAGUUUCAAAGUCUCUGAACUGGGAAAACUGUUAUUUACUAUUGACAAUCCAACCUCUAAGAAGAAGAAGCUCCUGUAUAGGUUCAAGGUCAAGGUUUUAAGAGAGUGAAGCAUUCUAGCCCCAAUAUCGGUGCCUGCGAGAAGGGAAAAAAGAAACAGGUAAGGCGCCUUACCUCCGUUGAUUUUACCUUUGCAUCUUUGAAUAUAUUAGCGCAAUCAUUCAGUCUGUAUCUUAGUGCUUGUUUGUUAUGCCAUCGCAUAUUAUUUGCAUAAAUUCGAAUUCGUCAUUUGUUAUUUGGUCAUUUUAUGUGUUUUAUUUUACCUCAUUUGUUUCUCACUUUUUUUUUUCUUUUUUUGGAGUUGUAAAUCUUGUUGAUGGUGUGUUGAGGUUUCAUUUUGUCACUGUAUUUCCUUAAUUCCGUUUUGCUUGUCUGUCUCUCUCUAUGAACAGUCUCUGUGAAUUUCAUAAUUCGAUCUGUUUAGACAGUCAACAACUCUAAACAGCUUUGUUCGUAAUAAAUGAUAAUAAAGGUUUGGAUGGA
Cucurbita moschata (crookneck pumpkin) is the source of this 2241-nucleotide messenger RNA. RefSeq names its product patellin-3-like. Gene Ontology annotation, molecular function: lipid binding. Lineage: Eukaryota; Viridiplantae; Streptophyta; Magnoliopsida; Cucurbitales; Cucurbitaceae. Bases 237 to 1808 code for a protein of 523 amino acids. The transcript has 4 exons. The record is from RefSeq and is a predicted model, not a curated record.